UGGUGUGAUGAGGCUGGAGCCUGGGCGGCUAUGAGAGUCAAAAACAAGGCUAACCGAGGGAAGGAGGGAGUACAUGCUCAGGGAAACCGAAACCACUAUCUCCACAAGGCAGUUAAUGAGGAGAAACUGAAGCGCCCGCUCUCACACAUGCAGGCGUGGGAGAUCGCCCAUACGCGGAAGGACCCCAAGCCUGGCGAGCCCAAGUACUACGGCAAGAAGACCGCGGGGAGGAAGAAGGCCUACUCCGAAGGGUAUCUGGCGUUACAUCCUGACACACCUGACCCCAUUGCGGCGGAUCUGGAUGAAAGGGUGGUGGUGGGCAUGGGGCCGAAGGAGCACGGUCGGGAGGCGGUUCUCGAUGCUGUGAUCACUCCGUCUAUCUCCUACACACAGCUCCGUCGGAUCGACCCGACCCUGAGCCAGCGCACGAUGCUCGGGCACCGGGCCGGCUGCCCGGGCACGCCCGGUGCCCGAGCACUGAAAAGUUCACAGCAACUGUCCAUUUUCUUCAUAUAA
Aegilops tauschii subsp. strangulata is the source of this 516-nucleotide messenger RNA. The record is from RefSeq and is a predicted model, not a curated record. Lineage: Eukaryota; Viridiplantae; Streptophyta; Magnoliopsida; Poales; Poaceae.